UUGAGUAGGGCUAGCUGACCACCCUGGACAGCCUCUUCCUAACAACACUUCUGUUUACAUAAACAAAGGAAGUUCAGUGUUUUGUCUCUUUUUUUGUCUCCAUUUCCUCCUCUGGCUCGAACUGAAUUCAGGAUCGUAUCAAGUUUGAAACUUGAAUCUGACAGGGAGCUGAACAAACUGAAAUGAACCUUAACAAGCAUCAGGAUAAUGAAAGCAGCUGUUAUCACUCAGGACAUGGGAUCGUCAUUGGGGAUGACUCCAGAGCUAUGUUCAACCACAAGACCUGGGACCAAGUCCGCCUUAUCCUCAAGACCCACACCCCCACCCUUUUACCCUAAAAGCCCCACACCCAAACCCCAAACCCCCAAACCCUUUCCCCCUGUAAAGCUCACAUGCACCAUGACUCCGUCCACUCUCUCAGGCACUACAUCCCUUCUGCACGCCAAGUUCAUAUCAUCCUCCACUACAAGCUCCUGGCCACCUCCACUACCCUCCUCAAUCCCCAGUGCCCCACCUCCCUCCACCUGUGGCCCUAUACUCCCAUCCACCUCCAGGCCCACCCUGCCCUCCACCUCCAACACCACACCACCCAUUCCCUUGGCCUCUCUUCCUUCCCCUCCCUUCCUCAAACAGUCCACCCACCCUGGUAUUAGCAUCUUGGAGAAACUAAUAAAAACAUGCCCUGUGUGGCUCCAGCUGGGCAUGGCACCUGAGCGGAGCAAUAGCAUUCUGCAGAGAGAAGUACCUGGGAUCUUUCUGGUGAGGAAGAACACCAAUUUAGAGAGGAUGGUCCUGUCAGUGCGUCUCCCUGACCAGCAUGAGGCACCACAACUUCAAGAUCUGAUCAUCAAGGAGGACAAGUCAUUCAUAUAUCUUGAGGGCUCAGUACUGGUCUUUGAUGACAUCUUCAAACUCAUCGCAUUCUAUUGCAUCAGCCGAGAUAUUCUUCCAUUCACCCUGAGGUUACCUCAUGCUAUUGCCCAGGCAAGUAAAUAUGAAGACAUGGAGAUGAUGACACAUCUGGGCUCAGGUUUCUGGAGCUCCUCCCUUCAUAAUUGCUCAGACAAAAGGCAAGGUUGUAUUAGGAGGGCUGACCUUCCUUCCCAGAGUAAUGCUAAUAACCAUCCUAACCAAAAAUCCUGCGAAAUAAAGCUGUCUGUGGGCAAUGACAGACUUUGUUAUGUCAACCCAAUAUUCACCGAGGAGUACUGCAGCAGCCUAACUGAGAAUACACCCAUCAUCACAGGAAUUAAUCAGAAUAUGACCACUUCUGGUCAGGCAGUGCCUCGGUACAAGAGGCUGCCUCCCCUCCCUCCACAGCUCCACCCCACUGAGGAAUUUCCACCAACAGUCAAGCCGGCUCGAGACCAAGCAGGGGAACCCUCUCUCUCCAUUGCUCCUUGCCCCCUGAUAUACACAGCCAGGAAAAGGCAGGAGGUGGAAAGUGACACCAGCAGCAGAGUCAGCACUCCUGCCCAGGCCCACCAAGCCCAGCAGAGCAGCUCACAAGAAGCUUGUUCAUCUGCACAGUCACCUGUGUGCAACUCUGAAAGAGUGGAUUCUGCUGUCCAGCCUCUACAGAAGAACUUAAGCAAAGCUUGUCCAUCUGAACAGUUGCCAUGCAGCUCCGAGCCACAGCCCUUCCCUCGGAAACGGAUCCCACCAGUGCCCCCCCGCAGCAGGGCCUCUAAAAAACAUCCAGAGCAUCCAGCCGUAGAGGAAGAGAGUAACAUGCCUAAAGAAGACGAGUCACAGGGCACAGUGCCCAUUGCCACACUGAUCUACAUUGAUGACACAACUAUGGUAGUUGGACAGAAAGGGGCACUGCAGGAGAGGAAUGCUACACCCAACAGGCCAACUGUGAGUUCAACCAUCAGUCCCACCUCACUGAAGAAGCCUCCUCCGGUCCCUCCACCAAGGAAGAUGAGGCUGUCCCGGCACCUAACACCUAACCCAUCCUCCGAAGGCCCUGGUGAGCAGGGCGAAGGCCUGCCCCGUACCUCCAGCACCCCCACCCCUACCCACAGCUCAGCCUUUGUGAUGGGUGGCUCAAAGGGUGCAGAUAUCUCCCUAUUCUCACCAGAGGGACAAGUGGCACUGCUUGACCUUGACUCCUCCUCCAGCAGCAGUGCUGAGGAAGAGACUGAAAUCCCCAUCCAGACUCUCUGCCCUUCUACAGUCACCACAGUAACUGCUAAAUUGCACAACUCAAAUGUCAUUCUGGACAAGGCCAAGCAAAAGCUUUCCAGGGUCAACCUGUCUAGUGUCCUCACAGGUUUCAUGAGUGCUGACAAAAAAUUGAAGAAGCAGGUGCUGGCGCUGUCUAGGGAUGGGAACUCGUACUUCGGGAACCUGGUGCGAGACUACCGGGCCUUCACCCUGGAGACCAUGCAUAGGCACAACUCCAGUAUCGAGUUGCUACAGGAGAUCCGGCUGAUGAUGAAUCAGCUCAAGUGCUACCUGGUCCAGAGUGCUGAGCUAAAGACACUGUUGGAGCCCACGGUGUACCCUGAGGAGAAGCUUGAGGUGAUCAUUGAGUCUGCACUGUGCAAGAGUGUCCUGAAGCCGCUCAAGGAAGCAGUGUACUCUGGCCUCCGGGACAUCCACACACGGGAGGGCUCUCUCAGGAGGCUGGAGGUGAACCAGCAGGCAGUGCUCAGCACCACUACCACUGACCUGGGGAUCACCACCAGCUUGCCUGAGGCACCAAUCAUGGAGAAGAUCCAGGUGAAGCUGGCCUCCCUGCAUAGGGAGUACUCCCCUGAGAAAAAGAACUCCCUCCUGGUCAAGACCUGCAAGAUCAUCUAUGAGUCAAUGUCUGUGGGCUGUCCAGGGAGGGCCCAGGGUGCAGAUGACUUCCUGCCUGUGCUGAUAUAUGUUGUGGCACGCAGUAACAUGGUGGCUCUCCUGCACGAUGUGGAGUACAUGAUGGAGCUCAUGGACCCGAAACUGGAGCUGGGAGGUUUCUACUAUCUGACAGCUACAUAUGGGGCACUGGCGCACAUCAAGAACUAUGACAAGCGGGAGGGGCCAUGGCAACUUAGCCUGGAAAUCAAGGACUCCAUCCAAUGCUGGGAGAGGCGUCGCACCCUCUACAAAGCUAAUGUGUCACAGUCCUGUGUGCAGGACUUCAUCAACGUGUCCUUCCUGGAGGCAGGUUCCAACACUAAGACCCUAGGUGCUCAUAGCGACACAACAGCUCAAGACCUGUGUCUGCAGUGUGCUGAGAAGUUUGAGGUUCUGGGGCAAGAGUCAUACAUGCUAUGUGUGCUGGUUGAUGGGCAGUACCGACCGCUAGCCCCAUCUGAAUUGCCCCUAUCAGUUAAAUCCAACUUGUAUCACAGUGAUCCCCGAAGGGAUUAUUUCUUUGUCUACCGUCCAGGGAGCUGGACAAAGGAGGCCAACCUUCCAGACCCACCCCCAACCCUGUCAGACAGCUUGAUCUGAAGGGCAUGCUCAAUAAAGGCUCAUCUCAGAACUAUUUGAUGGAAUUUUAAAUAAUUUGAACUAAAUUUACAUAUAAAAAAUAAUAUAAACUUGUUUAUGACUGCCAUGAAGGAAACAUACUCCUCUGGUGUUCUGCCCAGGUCAAAGAUAAUGGUGAAUAUGUCUUGAUGGGAAUAAAAAAUGGAUGUCAAUAGAGACAUGUUGUAGUGAGGUUAUUGUCCUGUGAGAACUUUUUGAACUUACAAUCUCAUGAAUAUUUAUAUGGAUAUCAUAUAAUGAAGGUGCAUGUUCAGCAAAAAUGCUUUUUAUUGGUAGCUAUAGAAUACUGAAGUGACAUACUGGUUCCAGUAUAAAUGCCAUUCACAUUUGCCAUAGGGAAUUUGAUUUGAUAUGAGUAUGUAUGAAAAGUAAAAGGUAGACUUACCAUGAGCUACCAGAUUGUAUGCUCUUUUAGAAGGCAUAAAUUAGUCUGAGUUCAACUUUGUUUUAAUCCUGGCGAAGAACUGAAAACCUAUACUACCCACAAUCCUAAAGUGCUGUUACCACGGAGAUGUCCACCACUCCGAGUUUGCGGGUACUAUGAACUCUCAUUGAAAAGCGCGAUGAGAGUAGUUACCAUUGGUUACAACCUACUUCACUCCACCAUGGACCAACACUGCGAUAAAUACAAGAAAGCACUAAACAUAAAAUGUAACCUAAAAUGUACAGGAUUACUAUCCAUUUACAUGAAAGUGGGUGGAAAGUGAUUUGACUACAUUGUUCUCAAGCUUCAUGGGAUGCGUUGUUCAUUCUCAUUAAGUACCAUGUAAACAGUCUAGUACCUUUUUUUCUAUUUUCUAAAGACUUUGUUUUUCCUUUAAAAUUUUUUUAUAAUAUCAUGAUUCACCUGGUAGCUGGAUGGUUUGGUUCAUGCCUCAAAACACUUUAGCUAGGAACUUUAUGAAAGGUUUAUGGGAAAAAUUAAUGGGAAAAUCUCUUCUGGAAACAGGGCUGGGCGAUGAUGACAACACAUCGGUACUCUAUAAAGCACAUAAGCAAGCCAAAGAGGCAGUUUAUUUGUGUUAGUGUGACAGCAUGAAGUAAAUUAAUGUAUUUAAAUCUAGCAAGAUAACCUUCUAUAUGUGGGGAUGGCGCUAUGUUGAAUUUUUCACAAAACAACUCUCAAUUGAAAUUUUUAUGAGAAUAUUUUCUUAACCACUUUAGUAAUAAAUGAUCAAAAACGUGAAUAGCUUAGUCUCUGAACAAGCAAGUUUUCAGCAAAUCCUGUUGAUUCUCAUUCAAAACGGAAUACUUUCUAUGCAGGACAAAAAGGCAGUGGCUCUUAACAGGCUCAAAAUUUUGUUUCUCUCUCCUACCUAACAUGUAGACUUUUCAGGAGCCUGUAGCAAAGUGGUUAAGGUACAUGACUGGGAAGGUUGGUGCUUCAAUCCCUGGUGUAGCCAUAAAAUCCACACAGCUGUUGGGCCCUUGAGCAAGGCCCUUAACCCCACAUUGGUUCAGGGGGGAUUGUCUCCUGCUUAGGCUAAUCAACUGUAAGUUGCUAAAUAACAUGUAAUGCAAUAUCUGAACUUUGUAUUUAGAAUUCAGAACAAAGAAUCUCUGCAUACCAUUUCAAUGUGCUCAUUCAAAUGUUGUGAUUGUAAUUGCAUUGUAAUUGGUUCAUAUUUUUGUCUGUUAUGCUGAAUAUGAAUAUAUUGUGUCUGCUAUUUAUUACAACAAUGUUUUGAAUGAGCUUUUUUGUAAUAGCUUUGAGUCAAGGGCUGCUGUCCUGCAAAUAUUGAAUUAAAUGACAGAUAGUUCAUGGAGGUGAACAAAGAUCAGAUUGAAAAACAUUCAUGUAACACUAACGUUUUCUCAUUUUUAAUAACUUCUAAAAACAGGAUUUGUUUAAAAAAUGUCACUUUGGCCUUUUAAAAGAGCCAACAUAUAUUACACCAAUUAGUAUGCUUUAUGUUGUAAUACAAAACAAGUGCACCAUUUCACACCAUUUUACAACUCCAGUAUGUAUCUUCAGUUGGAGCCUGUGUCUCCUGAGCUCAAUGUGGAAACGGGGAGCAUUAACUUCAGAUUAUGCUGGAAAGAGAAUGUUGUUGUAAAGAUUAACAACUGGCUCUGUAAUGCCAUUCUGAAUAAAUAAUUGUUUUUGUUGAAUCAAAUAA
Conger conger (European conger) is the source of this 5606-nucleotide messenger RNA. Its product is annotated as ras and Rab interactor 3-like. NCBI's taxonomy places the organism in Eukaryota, Metazoa, Chordata, Actinopteri, Anguilliformes, Congridae. Gene Ontology annotation, molecular function: guanyl-nucleotide exchange factor activity; small GTPase binding. The record is from RefSeq and is a predicted model, not a curated record. Gene Ontology annotation, biological process: vesicle-mediated transport; signal transduction. The transcript has 10 exons. The coding region runs from base 208 to 3447 and encodes 1079 amino acids. Gene Ontology annotation, cellular component: cytosol; endocytic vesicle.